Molecule: messenger RNA, 2028 nt
Organism: Sclerotinia borealis F-4128
Lineage: Eukaryota; Fungi; Ascomycota; Leotiomycetes; Helotiales; Sclerotiniaceae
Source: the annotation of a GenBank genome assembly
AUGUUUCCCAAGCGAUCUUUGAGCCUUGUCGCUCUUUUCAGUCUUACGGCUUCUGCAUUAAGAUCUCAACAUGCACACCAACCCCUUCAUCAACGUACCGCGGAUUCCGCCUCAAGUUCCGGAAACAUCACUCUUGAUCCAUAUGAGUAUGUGGUGGUAGGAAGCGGACCAGGAGGUGCUCCUUUGGCCGCAAGACUUGCUCUGGCAGGCCACUCGGUUUUGCUUAUUGACGCUGGAGAAGAUCAUGGAGAUGAUACUGUGCUGAAAGUUCCUGCGCUUCAUGUUUUGGCUUCGGAGUAUGACCCAAUUCGAUGGGACUUCUUUGUUCAUCAUUACGCAAAUGAGACCAGGCAAGCAAGAGACUCAAAGAUGACUUAUGAGACUGUUGACGGGGACUUCUAUGUUGGCCUCGAUCCCCCUGAAAGCGCAACUCCUCUGGGAAUCCUUUACCCAAGAACGGGAACUCUUGGUGGAUGUGCUGAACAUAAUGCGUUAAUCACCAUUUUACCUCAAGAGACCGACUGGCAACACAUCCAAAACAUAACCGGCGAUGACACUUGGGCUCCAGCAAAGAUGCGCGAAUACUAUCAAAAGCUCGAAUCUUGCCGCUACCUCACCGCUGAUGUCACAGGUCAUGGCUUUGAUGGUUGGUUGCAGACCGAGGUCACCAACCCAGAACUCAUUGUUCAAGAUCAAAAAGUUCUCUCACUAGUCAUCGCUGCCGCUACAACUAUGGGCCAGGGACUACUUGGAAAACUCAUCACCACCGUUACCGGAUUGGUUGAAGUUCUCGCACUCGACAUCAACAACGAUUCGCCAGAUCGUGAUCAGAUCGACGCUUUAUACCAAGUUCCUCUUUCCAUGAAAUUCCCGGAAUACUCUCGUGCUUCCCCACGGGAUUUUGUCUGGAGUGUCGCAAAUGCUACCAAUACCGAUGGCUCCAAGACUUAUAAGCUAGACGUGCAACUCAACACUCUAGUCACCAAGAUCCAAUUCGACACCACUGCCGCAACACCUAAAGCCACAGGUGUCGAAUUCAGCGUUGGAAAGUCCCUAUAUCGCGCUGAUCCCCGGAGUAAGAAUGUAGCCGAUUCUGCCGCCACUUACGGAAGUGUCACUGCCACCAAGGAAGUCAUCAUCUCAGGUGGUACAUUUAACACACCUCAAAUCCUCAAGCUGUCCGGUAUUGGCCCCCAAGCCGAACUCGAGAAAUUUGGCAUCCCAGUCAUUGUAGAUUUGCCCGGUGUCGGCACCAACAUGCAAGAUCGCUAUGAAGUUGGUAUUGUGGGAAACUCCACUUCCGACUUCUCUUUGCUAAAAGAUUGUACAUUUCUCAACGGCACCGAUCCUUGUCUCGAACAGUGGGAGAAUGUUCCUAUUUUGAAAGGUGGAUACUCAACCAACGGCAUCGCUCUCGCAUACCCCAAACAUUCCAGCGUCGCAGACGGCGUGCAGGAUCUCUUCCUCGGAGGUGUCCCCGCCUACUUCAGCGGAUACUAUCCCGGCUACUCCGUACACGCGCUUGCCAAGCGCAAUAUCUGGACCUGGCUCACGCUCAAAGCGCACUCGCGCAACAACGCCGGAACCGUGCUUUUGAGAUCCGCCGAUCCGCGUGACACCCCCGAUAUCACCUUCAACUAUUUUGAUACGGGUGUUGGUGGCGACGAGGAUUUGCAGGCUGUGUAUGAAGGCAUGAAGUUUGGCAUUGAAGCGUUUGAGAAUCUGAUUCCGUUAGAUGGUUCUUUCACACGUAUAUGGCCCGAUGCCAGCAUCACUUCGGAAGAAGAUCUCAAACAGUUUGCGCUCGAUGAGGCGUGGGGUCAUCAUGCUUCAUGUUCUUGUCCUAUUGGGGCUGAUGAUGAUAAAAUGGCGGUUUUGGAUACGAAUUUUAAGGUGAGGGGUGUGGAUGGUUUGAGAGUGGUUGAUGCCAGUGUUUUCCCCAAGAUUCCGGGUAUGUAUAUUGCAUUGUCAAUUUACAUGAUUAGUGAAAAGGCGGCGGAUGUAAUUCUAGCCGAGGCUAGCUCUUGA